Aspergillus glaucus CBS 516.65 is the source of this 1345-nucleotide messenger RNA. RefSeq lists its product as uncharacterized. Lineage: Eukaryota; Fungi; Ascomycota; Eurotiomycetes; Eurotiales; Aspergillaceae. The transcript has 2 exons. The record is from RefSeq and is a predicted model, not a curated record. The coding region runs from base 386 to 1258 and encodes 290 amino acids.
AAAUAUGUGGACUCCUACGCCAAAGAGAAAGUGAUUUCUAUGCUGUUAUGAUUGAUGACGUCGCCCUGCUUGUGUGUUUGCAUAGCGUCUAUGGUUUUGCCUGCAUGAUAUCCCGCUAUUAUUCGUUGACACGAACAUGUAAUAUUAUUGUUAUAACCCAAUGUCUCUUUUGCUUUUUCUCAAUACGAGAGCAGAUCAGCAUCGCUUAUGCUGACAGUAGAACGAGGCUUGCUUACAGUGUCCCUCUUUUCUAUGCCAUGCCCCUCGACAGAUUGUCAACUUUUUAUUCCCCUCCUCCUCUUAUCCUUCUAUGUCUCACUCUCUUCCUUUCCCCCGGUUUUCACAUUCCCAAAGCCUAAAAGUCUAGCUUGGCCACAGUUACAAUAUGAGAGGACACCGACAGGACUCCAUCUCCCUGCUUAGUCUUGUUAUGACUCUCACUUUCACUCUCCUUAUCUUUCCACCCUUGGCUACCACCGACUGCUUUUACCCAAACGGAGACCCGGGGGGAUCCGAAUACAAAAAAUGUGACUACAACAGCACCGGCAACGCCAACAUCAAUAUGUGCUGUGCCACAAACCGCAACGGCUCCAAUAAUCAGACCAAUGAUACAUGCCUUGACAAUGGGCUUUGUUUAAAUAUUCAAGAUUCCACAUAUCCGGAUGGGUCCCUUAAUAGGUAUACAUCAUAUUGGCGUUCACUGUGCUCGACAAAAGCAUGGGGUGACGGGUGCUUGAAAAUUUGUACAAAACCCUCGAACGAUGGAGAUGAAAGUAAACACAUCCAAAUGACCUCCUGCAAUCAGCAACCGAACUCAUCAUACUGGUGCUGUGGUACAGACAACACGGACUGUUGCGGUACCAGCGACGCAAUCCCCAUUGCCGCCACGUUCGGUGAUCCACUGCCGCCCGUACUUAGCCCUGGUCUCUCGAAUGGAGCAAAGGCGGGAAUCGGCGUGGGUGUCGCCGUGGGCGUUAUCGCCAUUAUAGCAGCCGGGGUUGCAUUUUGGUAUAUACGGCGAAGACGGAGGAAUGCUGCUGCUGCUAACGAUAAUGUCAAUACUAAUACCGAUAUGGCGGUGGUGGGAUCCGCAGUAGAAGUACCAGCGCCUCCAUACCAGGCGCACACUACGGUGCAGUCACCCCAGGAGUUGGAGGGGAAUGGCCUUGGAAAUAGGGCUAGGAAGCCAGCUGGGACGGGGGACGUGAGGCAUGAAUUGCCUGGAGAGUCGGCAGGUGGUGGACACAGUGCACAUUGAUGAUUUUAUGGAUGAUGACGAUUACAAUUUUAAUGAGUUGGAUAUAAUCUCUAUAUGAUAAUAAAAGUCGACAUUAACUGUGUAUAA